AUGCCUUCACCCUUAAAUACAGACCGUGGUCAACCAUGGUCUGCACCUCUUAGAAAAAUACGUCACUGGUUAGUUGCCGGAACUGACGGAUCAAGUCAUCAACAACGCGAGAUAUACCCUCUCAACUUUUGGUUUUGCGUCUUUGUUCUAUUUCUGACAAGACUUGGAUCUGAGCUUCUUGCAUACCCCUGGCCCAACCUCUUGGUGACUGCCGUCUGCCGACAUUACUACCAAAACGAAGAUGGCCAUCAUGGCGAUCCUUCCAAUGAAUUCUGUGACGAUGAGCGGGUGAUACACCACUGGUUAUCUAUGAUCAGGUUGAUACAGUUCCUGGCGCCGCUCGCUGCUACUGUGGCCCUGAUUCCCAUGGGAAUCCUUUUGGACAAGGGAAAAGGACGUCUUGCUUUUACAAUCAGCAUCAUUAGCACAGUUAUUUACUGGGGAUCCAUUGCCAUUUUCGGGCUUGUGCGAGUCUUUCCUCUUUGGUGUUUUUAUAUUUCACCCGUCUUUCUGCUUUUUGGCGGCGGGCCUUGGGCAAUCAACGCUCUUGUCUUUGCCACUCUAAGUCGCACUGUUAGACCAGAACAGAGAACCACCGCCUUCUCCUUCUUACAAGGCCUCGGAGGUAUUCCUGGUCUUGUAGGCCCACUUCUCUAUACAGCAUCGAUGGGUCCUGACCUCUGGGUCCCGAUUAUGCUUGCUCUCAUUAUCUACUCUUUAACCCUCUUACCAGCACUGCAUAUUAAAAAUAACAAUAAUCAAAAUGGCGAUGAUAGCGAAGCAGGAGACGAGGAGAUACCGGACGAGGCCCAGCCUUUGCUCAACCCUGGUCAUAGCUCCCCCCGUCAAGCCAUUCAUCUCAGCCAGACCGGCGCAGGAGGGCUUGUUCAAAAGCUCAACAUCUCCAUCAUAUGCUUUGCCUGUUUCUUUGGUUUCUAUCUUGCCAAGGGAACCAUCAUGUAUACCGCAAUUUGGGCCUGGUCAAGAAUUGGACACGAUAUGCUCUACUUGGAUGUAUUCAUCUACAUACACGCCGUUGUGCUAUCCAUACUAUUUUUAAUCGUUCUACCUUUGACCAUCUACAGGCUGGACAGAAAUUGGAGAGUCGCCAAGAGAGACGUCAUUCUGUCUUUAGCAUGCAUCGCUUGCUGUGCAGUCGGUACUUUCGUCGUCUUCUUCGCGCCAAACCUUGCGACUGCUAUCAUUGGAUUCAUCAUUGCGGUCUUAGGAUACGUCAUGCCUCUUUCUUUGCGGUCGUUCCUUGCUUCACACUUUGAAAAGAGCUUCUCUGGGCGACUAUUCGCAGGCAUCGCCGUAGUGGAGACAAUCGGUAGUCUCAUCAGACAGCCCCUUAUGACAGUCAGCUACUACACUGAGAGUACUCCUUUCAUUAUAUCGCUGAUCACGUAUCUUAUCAUGCUUUUGUUGCUUGUCAGGCUUGCAAUUAGACUUUGA
Molecule: messenger RNA, 1455 nt
Organism: Fusarium pseudograminearum CS3096
Lineage: Eukaryota; Fungi; Ascomycota; Sordariomycetes; Hypocreales; Nectriaceae
Exons: 6
Coding region: 1-1455 (484 amino acids)
Biological process (GO): transmembrane transport
Cellular component (GO): membrane
Molecular function (GO): transmembrane transporter activity
Source: RefSeq, a predicted model, not a curated record